Helianthus annuus (common sunflower) is the source of this 1076-nucleotide messenger RNA. Its product is annotated as putative DNA glycosylase At3g47830. The record is from RefSeq and is a predicted model, not a curated record. Lineage: Eukaryota; Viridiplantae; Streptophyta; Magnoliopsida; Asterales; Asteraceae. The transcript has 4 exons. Gene Ontology annotation, molecular function: catalytic activity. Gene Ontology annotation, biological process: base-excision repair. Bases 43 to 921 code for a protein of 292 amino acids.
CCCAUUACAAACUUCUCCAUCUGGAUUAGCAAGCCCGACCCAAUGCGGAAACAAGAAGCACGCAAGAGGAAGCCAACGCCGGUGGAAUCCAACAAAUGCUCGCCGGCAAAGUUCGCCAAAAAAGACACCGAAACCAAUCUCAAAGAUCCGUACCCGAACUAUCCUCACCCCACAUCUCAACAAUGUCGUGCCGUUCGUGACGACCUCUUAGCUUUUCACGGAUUCCCCCAACAGUUCGCCAAAUACCGUGAACAAAGAUUAGCCACUGCUUCAAACGGCGAUGAAAACAAUUCCACAACGUCACCGGUACCGGUAGUUUCUCCAAAAGAAAGCGUUUUGGACGGGCUAGUGAGCAUCAUAUUGUCGCAAAAUACUACUGAUGCUAAUUCUCAAAAGGCCUUUUCUUCACUCAAAUCUGCUUUGCCUACAUGGGAGGAUGUUCAUUCUGCUGAUUCAAAGUGCAUUGAGGAUGCUAUUAGAUGUGGAGGAUUAGCCCCGACAAAAGCUUCUUGUAUAAGGAAUAUGUUGAAUUGUCUUCUUGAGAAGAGAGGGAAGCUAUGCUUGGAAUACCUUCGGGACUUAUCGAUUGAUGAAAUAAAGACAGAGCUUUCUCAGUUCAAGGGGAUUGGGCCUAAAACGGUGGCAUGUGUAUUGAUGUUUAAUCUUCAGCAAGACGAUUUCCCUGUAGAUACACACAUUUUUCAGAUAGCAAAGGCAAUUGGUUGGGUGCCCAUAGAAGCAGACACUAAAAAGACGUAUCUUCAUCUCAACAAGAGAAUACCAAAUGAACUGAAAUUUGACCUAAAUUGUCUCUUGUUCACCCAUGGUAAGGCCUGCCGAAAAUGCAUAAAGAAAGAAGACAACCAGCAAAAGAAGGAAACCGGUUCAUGCCCUUUACUUAACUACUUGAAAAAAGAUUAGAUUUCAUCUCAUCUCAUUUUGUUGGAUUGUACAGAAAACUGAAGCAGAUAUUUUUGGAUGAGUAUGGUUCUCUUUCGCUUAUUUUUAUGCUUCCUUUUAUUGUGUACUCAAUGGUCCAACCCUGAUAUGCAUAAUCUCACAUCAACAUAUGAUAA